AUGGUUCACGUCCAUCGUUACUGUCUCGUGUUGUUCUUCGCCGUAACAAUUGUCGUCUCUACCGCAACACGACAGACAAAGAAACAGGAGACUUGGGAGGUGGAAUCAGAUGGUUCCGUCUCUAAAAAACCGUCACUUUCGUCCACCGACGACUUUUUAACGGACGAAAAACAAUACGACCACCGAAAAAGUAUCCAUUAUGAAGACGACUGGGAAGUAGCACACAACGUCUCGUCACUCUCCUUCUUAACAGCAUCUGAAGCUUUUCUGACGCUAGAAACUCGCCUUGUACACGAGGGAUAUACUGCUGAUAUCGUGGCAGAACUGUCGACAAUGGUAAAGUCUUAUCUAGACACGGAGAAUCCCGUGACAACGGAUGAUUGGGCCUUUGCAGUGACAAAGUUGUCGUACAAGCAGCUUUUUGAACCAAAUGUCAAGUCGUCAAAGGAACAGCCUUUUAUUGAUGCUGUGAAUAAUCUGCAUGUUGCAGCAACGACAGGUGUUCAAUCAGCACUUGGUGUUUUGGCUGUAUUUGAUCUCAUUGGUAUUCCUGAACCUGAAGAGAUGGAGGACAGGAAUCGACUUCGAUUGUCGAGGCAAGAGAAACACGCUCGUGCGGACAAGAAACUGGUGGAAUUGUCGGAGGUUCACGACUUUAUGGCUACUUUAGCUGUCGCGUACGGAACUCUAUCGGGGAGAAUCCCAGUGGUAAUGAAAAACGUUGAGACGGGGGCACGUACUGACCCGGACGCGGUUUGUGAAGCGGCGUUGUCCCUCUUUUACAAAUGUGCAGAAGAAAAUUUACGUGUCAUUGGUGAUGAAGGUGGCGAGCGACCUGUGGAAGUUGUACGUCUUUCGGAUGAACUAUUAUACCCUACAGGAGGUGAUAGUUUUCACGAAUACGGUGAUGGAGGAGUCGAUUGGCUUCACGACGAGAACAAUGCACUUCAGGAGCUCGAGAAUUACCUCACCAUUGCCAAUAAUCCCCUGGACGAGCUGUAUCCACAAGCAAUGCAUCGUCUUGGUGAAAUUUAUUUUUUUGGUAACCCUGCGGCUCACAUAGCGGUAGAUCGUGGACUUGCAGCGCAAUACUUUCGCCAAGCAGCGGACGCCGGUGAUGCUAUGGGCCAGGCCAACUAUGGCAUGCUUCUCGCUAACGGUAUCGGCGUGAACCGCGACGUAGCACAAGCUCUUGUGUAUUUCAACCGCUCAGCUCAGCAAAACGAAGCGUUUGCGUUUCACGGUCUUGGUGAAUUGUAUUUUACUGGAAAUGAAGUGCCUCAAAACGUGACAAGAGCACUCGAGUAUUUUGAAAAGGCUAUUGCAUUUGGCUACACUGAAUCGCAUUCGUUUCUAGGGUCCGUGUAUCUUCAUGGUGAUGAAGGUGUACCAGUUGAUUACAAAGCAGCCUUCUCGCAUUUUCAAGCGGCUAUUGAAGGUGCAGGCGGCCAGUCGAGUCAGGCUUUAUUCGAUUGGGGUGUAGUGCACUAUCAAGGCAUUAACACACCACGGUCUUGUCAAACUGCCAUGCCACUAUUUCGAUCGGUAGCUCUGCAUCCCGAUUUGCUUUCGGGGCUUCCGUUUUCGCUGGUUAAAGCGUAUGAAUGCUACAAGAAAGGCGAUUAUUUGCGUGCAUACUUGCACUACCGACUAGUUGCAGAGCUAGGGGAUGAAGACGCACAAUGCAAUGCUGCUUUUCUACUAGAGCAUCAUGGCGAUAGCAUCCUUAAGUGGCAGUGGCUGGGACUUGCAAAGUCAACUACGGACGCAAACAACUUGGCGUUGCGUGAAGCCUUCACGUUGUAUUCGCGAGCGGCGGCUUUGAACGACUCUGAAGCUGUUCGAAAAACUGGUGCGUGCUACCAUGAACCUUGGGUUGGUGUGUGCCCGAGCAAUCACACACGUGCACUAGAGCGCUAUGAAUUCGCAGCUCAACUAGGUGACGUACACGCUGGUUUCAAUUGCGGUUUGAUGUAUCUGACAGGUGACGGCGUUCCGCGAGAUCUCGCCGCUGCUCGAAGAUACUAUGCAGAGUGCAGUAAAGCUGUGUUCCCUGCAAACGUGCCAUGCGCACUUGCGCUUGUGGGGAUAGAUAUCAUGCAGGCUGUUGGAGCGGUUGUGCAGAAGAUUUGGGUGGAUGGUCUUUGA
Peronospora farinosa is the source of this 2148-nucleotide messenger RNA. The record is from the annotation of a GenBank genome assembly. NCBI's taxonomy places the organism in Eukaryota, Oomycota, Peronosporomycetes, Peronosporales, Peronosporaceae.